Clunio marinus is the source of this 186-nucleotide messenger RNA. The record is from the annotation of a GenBank genome assembly. Lineage: Eukaryota; Metazoa; Arthropoda; Insecta; Diptera; Chironomidae.
AUGCCUCAUAGAAAGUCUCACUGGUGGUCGAUGCUCAUGCAAAAAUAUGACCGAGUGUGGCUUCGCUUAAAACUUGAACAGAUUUAUGUUACUUAUUUACAUGGCGUUAAAGCUUCGUUAAUAUUACAAGAUGCUUCGUUAUACAUAAAAUAUAAUGCAAGAAUAGCAGAAUCACAAUUGGAUUGA